Messenger RNA from Euleptes europaea (tarantolino), 1457 nucleotides. RefSeq names its product protein TFG-like. The transcript has a single exon. Gene Ontology annotation, biological process: endoplasmic reticulum to Golgi vesicle-mediated transport; COPII vesicle coat assembly. Lineage: Eukaryota; Metazoa; Chordata; Lepidosauria; Squamata; Sphaerodactylidae. Gene Ontology annotation, molecular function: identical protein binding. The record is from RefSeq and is a predicted model, not a curated record. Gene Ontology annotation, cellular component: endoplasmic reticulum exit site. Bases 79 to 1044 code for a protein of 321 amino acids.
AUUAAAGCUCAACUGGGGGAUGAUAUACGAAGAAUCCCCAUUCACAAUGAGGACAUCACCUGUGAUGAAUUAGUUCUGAUGAUGCAGAGAGUAUUCAGAGGGAAACUGCUGAGUAAUGAUGAAGUUACAAUCAAAUACGAAGAUGAAGAUCUUUUAACAAUUUUUGAUAGCUCAGAUCUUUCCUUUGCCAUUCAAUGCAGUAGGAUACUGAAGCUGACACUAUUUGUUAAUGGACAGCCAAGGCCUCUAGAAUCCAAUCAGGUAAAAUACCUCCGCCGAGAACUGAUAGAACUUCAUAACAAAGUGAACCGUUUGUUGGAUUGCUUAGAGCCACCUGCUGAGCCGGGACUUUCUCCCAGCCUCCCUGAAAAUGAUGUUGCUGAUGGGAGGAAAGACAAGCUAGCUACUACCGAUUCUGCCGUCAAGCCAUCUUCUCAAGUUAUAGCAGCAAGACCUCCCAGCACCCCUGUAGAUGAGCGUGCGGGAACACCUGAUAGUAUUGCUUCUUCAUCCUCUGCACCUCAUCCACCUGGUGUUCAACCACAGCAGCCGUCAUAUGGAGGAGGUCAGCCGCAAACUGGUCAGAUGGAAGGCCAGAUAUAUCAGCAGUAUCCACAACAGGCUGGAUAUCCUGCUCAGCAGCCACAAGCUCAACCUCAGCAACAGUAUGGUAUGCAGUAUCCAGCAGGCUACAGCCAACAGACUGCUCCUGAACAAGCGCAGCAGUUCCAGGGAUACAAUCAGCAACCAUCGCAGGCUCCAGCACCAGGCUUACCCGGCCAGGCUCAGCAGCUGCUGGCUCAGCCUCCUCAACAGUACCAGGCAACCUCCUAUCCUCCUCAGAACGACACCACACAAGCUUCCCAAUCUGCCAGUUACAAUGUGCCCCCAGCUUCUCAGCCGGGAAUGGCUCCAAGCCAGCCAGGUUCUUAUCAACCAAGACCGGGCUUCACACCACCACCCGGAACUACCAUGACACCCCCUCCUAGUGGUCCUAAUCCUUAUGCACGCAACCAUCCUCCCUUUGGCCAGGCCUAUACCUAGCCCGGUCCUGGCUAUCAAUAAGGAAACUGUGCUGCUGAAAGGCCCCAGGUUAAUCCAGGCAGCUGCUGAGGUUGUUCCAUCCAUAUAGAUUCCAAGAUUCUUUAAUUUGUACUGAAAUACAAAAACUAAUGAAAAGCAGAAUAUUCUUUGGCCUCACUAUUGCUGCUUAAUUUGCUGGGAUAAAAUGACCAAAUGAAUCUUGUUUCUUGUUUUAAAUUGUAUUGGCUUUCUAGUUUAAUAUUGGUCCCUUUGGAAACACUACCUAAAUGUUUGUAAAGUAAUGACAUUCUGUCUUGCCAUAUUGAACUGCUGGGUGAAAAUCUAGCUAACUUAUUUGGCUUGUUUUUACUAAUACAACGAUGUACUAAAUUAGAUCCACUUGUUAAAAACUAGAUAUAUUGUAUAAAUUGUAA